Cloeon dipterum is the source of this 2186-nucleotide messenger RNA. Its product is annotated as transcription factor SOX-9-like. The coding region runs from base 96 to 1391 and encodes 431 amino acids. The record is from RefSeq and is a predicted model, not a curated record. The transcript is spliced from 5 exons. Lineage: Eukaryota; Metazoa; Arthropoda; Insecta; Ephemeroptera; Baetidae. Gene Ontology annotation, molecular function: DNA-binding transcription factor activity, RNA polymerase II-specific; RNA polymerase II cis-regulatory region sequence-specific DNA binding. Gene Ontology annotation, biological process: regulation of transcription by RNA polymerase II. Gene Ontology annotation, cellular component: nucleus.
CCCACGGCCCGCGUCCCAGCCACGUGUUGCGCCUCCUGCCCGCAGAACGAGUCCGACCGACCCGUUGAACACACGCACUUACGCACGCACCAAGCAUGUCCGAGGGCUACGCGUCGUCGUCGGACGACUGUUCGAAGGACUCGAAGGACAUGAGCAAACGGGCUGGCCAGAAGGUCAUGCUGCUCGGCUACGUGCGGCCAACGCCGGCGCCGCGCACUGGCGGCGGCGCCGACCUCGACAAGAAGGAGAUCAACGACGCCGUCUCCAAGGUCCUCCAGGGCUACGACUGGAACCUCGUGCCCAUGACCACCAAGGUGAGCUCGGAGAAGCGGUCGACCCACGUGAAGCGGCCGAUGAACGCCUUUAUGGUCUGGGCGCAGGCGGCGCGAAGAAAACUGGCAGACCAGUAUCCACAACUCCACAACGCAGAACUCAGCAAAACCCUUGGUAGACUUUGGAGAGAUCUCGGCGAAAACGAGAAGAAACCGUUCAUGGUGGAGGCCGAGCGUCUCAGAGUGAUUCACAAGAGAGAUUAUCCCGACUACAAGUACCAGCCGCGGAGGCGCAAACAUCUCAAAGGAUCCGUCAAAAACGAGAACCAAAACUCUCAGGAGCAGACGACUGCAAUCAAUUACAGUCGUGCUACCAAAAGAGAGACAUCAAUGUCACCCUGCGCACCAGGAAUUUCACCUCGCAGUUCACACGGGCCUCCGACUCCCCCCACCACCCCUCAAGCUACUGGAGAUUAUAUUCCCAGAUACGCGUCUUUUGCAUCAAACAAAGUCUACGGCAUGAACAAUGAUCUACAAGGCCCUGGCGUGUGCUCCAGCUCAGAGAGCCAGCCGCUGCACCCGCAGCACCAGAACCAGCAGCAGAGCAUCGACUUCCGGCAGACGGACCUGGGGUUGAUGCACGUCAUCUCGACGGACGGCCCGCCGCCGGAGGCAUCCGAGAUGGACCGCUACCUGAUCAGCAGUAAGGCGGCGAGCGUGGGGCCGGCGAACAGCCAGACCGCGUACAGCAGGUUCCGGGGCAGCGAGGAGGAGAACGAGCGCGUCUCGUACCACGAAAUGAUGACCAAGUGUGAGCAGGGGCGCGGUUUCGAGGUGCCGCCGGCCCCGCAGCCCACCUACCACCACUCGCACCUCAACUUCUGCGACUUCUACCAGUCGUCGUGGAGCGCCCAGUCGUCCAUGCAGCACCCCGCGUUGCCCCCUUACCAGCAACUGCAGCGGGGGCAGACCUACUACGACGCCAGCCCUCCUAUGUACCAGCAGCAGGUGCAGCAGGGCGACUCCGAGGACCCCGACAGCGACCACUCGGCCUACCAGCACCUGCAGAGGGACUCGGGCUACCAAGACAGCAACCACUCGGGCAACUGGAGCAACUAGCCGCCCUCUUGUACUUAUAAUGAAUCGACGAACAAAAAAUGUGUAAUAGUCUCCCGAAAAGGGCAGGAAUUUCUAUUUUUUUCACGGGGAAUUAAGUAGUACUAACAGGAACUAUUAAAAUCUAUAAUCUAAAUGGACCACCUUUGAAAAAAUGGUCGUCGUAGUCCUUUAAAGAUCUGAUGUUUUAAUAUUGAUAUAAUUAAAGAUCUGCGGUAUAUAUUUAAUAAAAUAGUAUAUUUUUAUAUCGUUGCAAUGAUGUAAAUUGCUUUUAUAGUUUGUUCAUUCCACUUUGAAAAAAGGCAAUAAUUUUAUACAAGGUGGCUCUGCUCAAUUUUAAGUGACACUUUUACUUUGUACAUUUUAAUCGCCGGAGUUGGAGGAAAAUGAUCUGAUUGUGCCUUUGCGAGCAAAUUUGUGAUAAAUUUGUUGUUCGCUUUUGUAACUUCACAUUUAGCUGUUAUAGUCGGCAGCCAGCGUAAGUUUGAAAGGACGAGAAAUGAUUUUUGUAAUUUGAAUUUCUCUUCAGUAGCAUAAAUAUAUAGUAGUGACACGAGUGCCUAAACGAGUAUUAUUACACAGCAGAGCUCAGUAUUGAACUCCGCAGACACUACGAUAGCAGUAUAUAUUUUGUGUAAAAACGCUGGUUGAUGUAAGUUCUUAUCUCAUAAUUUUCUGCAUUUUAAAAAACGUCGUAUCACCUGAUGCAUUUAUCAAACCUUUUUUGCAUAAAAGACCAAUAUGUAAAUAUCAUUAAUGUAUUUUCCCGUUUGUACCAAUAAAACUUGCAAAUGAACC